AUGGCGACGAAAUCAGAGAAAGCUAUUGGUAUUGAUCUCGGCACUACAUACAGCUGCGUCGGAGUGUGGAUGAACGACCGUGUGGAGAUCAUCCCCAACGACCAACCGUACGACGCCGUCUUACGUCGCCUUCACCGACACCGAGCGGCUAAUCGGCGACGCAGCGAAGAAUCAGGUGGCGUUGAAUCCUCAGAACACUGUCUUCGAUGCGAAGCGACUCAUCGGCCGGAAAUUCUCCGAUCCUUCUGUUCAGAGCGAUAUGCGACACUGGCCGUUCAAGGUGGUUUCCGGUCCCGGAGACAAACCGAUGAUCGUCGUCUCGUAUAA
This is a messenger RNA of Microthlaspi erraticum, 327 nucleotides long. The record is from the annotation of a GenBank genome assembly. NCBI's taxonomy places the organism in Eukaryota, Viridiplantae, Streptophyta, Magnoliopsida, Brassicales, Brassicaceae.